Molecule: messenger RNA, 411 nt
Organism: Cantharellus anzutake
Lineage: Eukaryota; Fungi; Basidiomycota; Agaricomycetes; Cantharellales; Hydnaceae
Exons: 2
Coding region: 1-411 (136 amino acids)
Source: RefSeq, a predicted model, not a curated record
AUGGACACGGCAAGACCCACCACCAGCACUGUUGACUUUGGUUUCAGCGUAAACCGCGCUCAUUUGAGGGGGAAUUUAGUCGAUCUCACGACAAUUGUCUCCCUAUGGAAGGCACUCUUCUUCCGACGGCACUCUGAGACGCUUCCACCCAUCGAGGAAAGCGUCAAACUCCGACGCCAGUUAGCUGCCAUUCACCCAGGAUCGCACGUUCUACAUCUGGCCGCAUCACUCAACAAUAUAUGUGGGGCUCUUUCCGAGGCACUUCCAUUUAUCCAAGAGAGCGUCAAACUUGGACGCCGACUAGCUUCCAUCCACCCAGGAUCACACACCCUAUAUUUGGCAACAAUCUACAUGGUGCUCUUGGACGGCACUGCGAGGCCCUUCCAUGCAUCGAAGAAAGCGUCAAACUAG